Molecule: messenger RNA, 1767 nt
Organism: Oreochromis aureus
Lineage: Eukaryota; Metazoa; Chordata; Actinopteri; Cichliformes; Cichlidae
Product: class II histocompatibility antigen, B-L beta chain-like
Exons: 5
Coding region: 517-1293 (258 amino acids)
Biological process (GO): immunoglobulin production involved in immunoglobulin-mediated immune response; peptide antigen assembly with MHC class II protein complex; immune response
Cellular component (GO): MHC class II protein complex; membrane
Molecular function (GO): MHC class II protein complex binding
Source: RefSeq, a predicted model, not a curated record
CAUAUUAGGUCCAUUAUGUCAAGUAGAAUGAAACUUGAAAAAAAACUAUGCUGUUUUUCUUUCAACUGAAAUAAAGUAAAAACCAGACUAGAAAAAAAGAAUGUAUCCAUGAACAUAUUAAACACAUUGUUGCUGAGAAGUCUACCUGAUUGUAAGUCAUCACACUUCAUAAGUAUUAUUACAUACUCCACUAUUAUUAACAAGGAUGUGAAAACUAAGUUUAAAAAAAUAUGUAAAUAAACCGAUACAAGUGAAUACAUUCUGGAAAAUUACUAGAAAUGAAAAAUAGUUUGUAAGAAGUUUGUAGUUAGUUGCAGAGAGUAUUUGAGUGCCUUAUUUUAAGAGGAAUAACAUUAUAAAUAUAUAUAUAUAUAUAUAGUAGAGGGAUAGAGGGAGUUUCCACUAAAUGUUUUGCUGUUAAAUCAGCCUAUCUGCUUUCAUUUCCUUGUUUUGGUGAACAUAUAAAUGCUGCAGAUUAAGUCUUCUUCCUGAAUCAUCGUACAACACACGCGAAACAUGUACACUCAUAAGUUUAUCCUGUGUGUGGCUUUCUCUCUUUUAAGUCCAGUUCUCACAGAUGAAGACUUUUACCAAGUAAGAGCAUGCUGUACAUUCAAAGGGUCACACUUUGAAGAAACCGAGUACAUAUUAACUAGUUUUUUUAAUAAGAACUUGAUGAUGGAGUACAACAGCACAAGAGGCAACUGGACGGGAUUCACAGCAUAUUCAAUUGAAGCAGCAAAAUGGUGGAACAGUGAUCCCUUUGAUGCACUAACAAGAAAGAUUGAAAGGAAACUGUUGUGUACGGACAUGUUAGAUGCCAUCCAAUCCGUAGAUAAUCUGACAACUAUACCCACCGUCAAACUAAAAUCCUUGAAAAGGCCUAAUGGCGAGCACGCAUCUACACUUGUGUGCAGUGCCUACAACUUUUAUCCAAAACAAAUCAGAAUGAUGUGGAUGAGGAACGGCAAGGAGGUGACCACAGAUGUCAGUUACUCUGACGUGAUGCCUAAUGGUGACUGGUACUACCAGACUCAUUCUUACCUGAAGUACAUCCCAACUUCAGCAGAAAAAAUUGCCUGCAUGGUCGAACACAUUGGUCUCUCCCAGCCGAAGUUUGUGGUCUGGGACCCCUCCCUCCCAGUGGAACAACGAACUCAGAUAGUUGUUGGACUGUGUGGACUCGUGAUUGGAUUUGUUAUUGCAAUAUCUGGAAUCAUCUACUACAUCACUGUGUGUCAAAGACAAGUGUUCAUUCCUGUGGAAUCCCCUCCUGAAGCUGGAGCAACUUAACAGCCUGAGCAAACACUAUUAAUACGGGCACAUCCAUCCAAGGUGCCCCAAAUAUCACAGCUCUCUGAAUAAUGAUGUCUGUUGUGGGUGUUUGGGGCUUUGCAUCUUUUACCCUACAGGACAGAGGAUACAUUUGUAAUGUCGUUAAUACUCUUAUACAGUAUAGUAAUAUAUUUUAUAGAAAAAUGAUUACACUGUAUCUACUGGCAUUAACCCUCAUUAAGCAGUAAACCCUGUGAGUUAACCAGUGGUGAAAGUGGAAAAGUAGAAAAACCCUGGAACAAUACAAUGGUUCAAAAGCUACCCACAGUGUGUGAUGGGUUUAGAUUUUAUUAUUGUCCUUUGUAUUAGGAAAUAUUUAACCAUAUAUGCUUAGAGGCGUAUAAUCGAUUGUGUAGUGAUAGGAUGUGUGAUCUUUAGUAGUCUGCAAAGGCUUUGUGUGCAUGCCAGAGUGUUCUGGCAUGCACACCCACA